AAUCUCCUUCCUUUAUACUUGUACUAGUAUGUUUAUAUUUCUUGCUCAUUUUGUUCUUCAUCUAAUUUCCUUUGUCAUCCAUUCAUCUUAACUUCUUUUCCCUCCUCAAUUUCUUUUUUCUUCUUCUUUGUUCUUCAUUAACACUUGAAUCAAACUUAUGCAAUCAUACGUUUACUUUAAGAAGGAAAUAGCCAACCACAAAUAAGCUCAGGCUAUGUUAUGAUUUUCACUUUCUAAUUUUUAUUUUAUUUUAUGUUUUUAUACAAACGAUAUUUCACUUUAAACUAAUUUAAACCACGAAAAUGGAGAUUGUCUUGAAAACAUAAAAAUUCUUUUAAAAAAUAGGAGAUUCAGGUCGAGAAUGAGAGAUAGCCCCUGCUUGAUACGAGGAAGGGGAUUCCUUGAAACCACUUAAACAUGAAUGGGGGUGAGUACAAGGCUAGAGAUGGGAAGAGGGGACGGGGAUUCCUAGAAACUGUUUAAACGGGGAUGGGGGCCGGAAUAGGGUCGGAAAUGAUAUUGCCAUACCCGGGCUCUACCCUGUUUGUUACCAUCCCUAAUGAAAAAGAAGAUUCAAACUCGGAUACAGAAUAAAGAACACAUCCACCUCUAAGCCAACUUUCUAAUCUCUAGCAUACCUCAUUUGUCAAUUAAUUUUUGGCUUUCUCCCAUAUUUGUCAAAAGAUGUCAUCAAUUAAACUUGGGAAAAGAGAAAUUACCGAAAAAUCUGGAAAUUAUUGAAUUGUUUUGUCUAUAACGUGCGCCACACUAUAAAUCUUAAAACACUUUUCAAUUAUACGUGUAGACGACACUAGUGCUUUCCUGUCACAACCUAUGCAUUUUUAAAAUAAUAAAUAAAUAAAUAAGUAUUUCAAAAGAAUCUCCUCCCCAAAUUUUUAUUCCUUUUUGUUUUUAAAUUCCAUUUUCAGAUCAUGCAAUUUGUUGGUCCCUCAAUCAAAUUUAAUUCCCUUCGUUUUGGAAUUAGAAAUGCAUUUACGGUAAAGAUUUUUAAUUAUCCUCCUUUAAAAAUAAAAAAAAUUCAUAAUUACCGACCUAUUGUAUAGUCCGUGUGCGAAAUUUUUUCAAUCAGCGAAUUAUUUUUCUAAAAUUCCAUUUAUACCCUUUUCGAACGCGGUUUCAGUAUGUAUAAAUAAAAACCAAAAAUACAUCAAAGCUCAUCUUACUCUCUCUCCUCUCUCUCUCUGGCCUGCUUUCUUCAUUUGUCAGACAAAAAUCUCCGCCCACCUCUCACUCUCUGUAGUUCGUUUCAAUUUCACUGCAGCCCCAAAUGGCCGACCGAGUCCACCCGCGCGACUCGCCCUUUCACACCGAAACGACGCCGUUGUCCUUAUCAAGGCCCUCACCGCCAGACUCCGAGAAGCCCGUCCCUCCGCCGGGCACCUACGUCAUCCAGAUCCCCAAAGAUCAGGUCUACCGGGUCCCGCCGCCGGAGAAUGCCAGCCGCUACCAGAGCUACACUCAUCGGAAGACUCGCCGGAGCUCCUGCCACUGCUGCUGCUGCUGGUUCCUUGGCCUCCUCGCCGCCAUCGUUUUCCUCUCCGCGGCCGCCGCCGGCAUCUUCUACCUCGUCGUCCGCCCCGAGGCCCCCAACUACUCCGUUGAGAGCAUCGCAUUUAAAGGCUUCAACCUCACAACGACGUCGUCCCCGCCGUCCGCCAUCUCGCCUGAGAUCCACGUCACCGUCCGGGCCCAGAACCCUAACAAGAAGAUCGGGAUCUACUACGAGAGAGAGAGCUCCGUCAAGCUCUUUUACUCCGACAUCAAACUGUGUGACGGCGUUCUGCCAGCGUUUUACCAGCCGUCAAAGAACGUAACAGAGUUUCGAACGGCGUUAACUGGGUCCGGGAUCGAGCUGACAAGCGCAGUGCAGAAGGGCUUAGUGGAUGCACAGAAGCAAGGGAAGGUGCCGUUAGAGUUGGACCUGAGAGCGCCCGUUAGAAUUAAAGUGGGGCCCAUUAAGACGUGGACGAUUACCGUAAAGGUUGCCUGUCACUUAACGGUCAAUAAACUGACAGCAGACGCCAACAUUGUGUCUAGGGACUGUGAUUACAGCGUGGAUCCUUGGUAGAAUAAUGGAAUAUGCUUAGUUUUGUUAUGCGCUUUAAUUUUUGUUUUAGAAUUAGACAAUUUGUUCUUCUUUUUGGUGUGAAUUCAGACGAUACGAUUUGAUUCAUACAAUUAUUUAUUGGAGAUACUUACAAUUAUUUACACACGAUAACAUUUUAUUUUGUGAGAUAAUGAUUACAAAACUCUCUCAUGAGAAAAUGAGUUUGGAAGUCCAAA
Prunus persica (peach) is the source of this 2304-nucleotide messenger RNA. RefSeq names its product NDR1/HIN1-like protein 13. Bases 1289 to 2089 code for a protein of 266 amino acids. The record is from RefSeq and is a predicted model, not a curated record. Gene Ontology annotation, cellular component: plasma membrane. Lineage: Eukaryota; Viridiplantae; Streptophyta; Magnoliopsida; Rosales; Rosaceae. The transcript has a single exon.